AUGAACUGGUUCAGCCGAGCGAAACCUACUGAAGAAGCAGCUGACGAGCCCCAGUCGGUUCGAGCCUUGCCCGCAAUAUGGUAUCGCUCGCCUGGCAUGUACGAGCUCGAGAGACGGGCCAUCUUCUCACAAAGGUGGAUGCUCGUUUCUCAUAGAAGCCGCUUCGUCGAGCCAGGCGACUUUGUUCAGAUUACUGAGGCAGGAUUCAACUUUUUCCUCCUCAAAGAUCGGAAGGGCGAGAUCAGAGGACAUCACAAUGUUUGCCGUCACCGAGCAUAUCCCCUCGUGGAGAAGGACAGCGGACAUAUGAAUGUGCUAGCGUGCAAGUAUCAUGCUUGGUCUUAUGGCUUCGACGGUAAGCUGGCCAAGGCGCCCAAAUACCAAGAGCUUCCCUCCUUCGACAAGACAAAGAACAACUUGUUCAAAGUUCACGUCCACGUAGAUCACCUAGGUUUCAUAUGGGUGAAUCUAGAUGCAUCAGAAGAACCGAGCGUGUCUUGGCAGGAAUUCUUCGGUCAAGUUGAUGAGCAACCACGACUGAAGCCAUAUAACAUGGACGACUACACGUUCGACCACGCUUGGGACAUGCUCGGCGAUUACAACUGGAAGACGCUGGCAGAUAACUACAACGAAUGCUACCAUUGCCCCACGGGUCACCCAGCCGUCAACGCUGUCUCGGACCUCUCCAAAUACUGGGUUGAGACGCAGGGCAACUGGAUAAAGCAUUGUAAUGUCGACAAGCCCGAGACCGAUGGUCUGGGAAUCUACAGCACGUUCUACUAUCCCAAUACCUCCAUGACAGUAUCGAAGGACUUCAUGUACAUCAUGCGAUGCGUCCCCAUCUCCGCGAGCCAGACCAAGAUGGAGUACGAGGUAUACCGGCACAAGGACGCCAAUGAGGAAGACUUCACCAAGAUCUCCGAGUUCUUCAAGCAGGUCCUCAGAGAAGAUAAGGACCUGUGCAACGGCGCGCAGAAGAACCUCAACUCGGGCAUCUUCUUGAAUGGCGAAUUGCAUCCGCGAGUUGAGAAGGGACCCUUGUUCUUCCAGCAGAUCACCCGGAGCUUGGUCAUGUCGCAUCGGGAGAGGGAGGAAAAGGAAGGAGAGGAUAUCUGGCCCGCGACUCCCAAGCACAUUACAUCGGCAAAGACUGAAGAAGAUGUGUCGUUCUGUAAAGGGCUUGACUGUAACCCCGAACUUGAUGAAUCGCACACGCAGCGAAGCCUACCGAUGACGUUGACCCCGAUCUUCCUACUUUUCCCAACUCUUUGCUCAGCAGCAGCAGCAGUCACCUCCGCCGCGACAAAAGGCUGGGUCUCCGAACCGAACGGCCGCGGCACCUUCGGCCUGAUCUGUUCCUGCGUCCUCACGCUGACCAUCUGCGUCUGGACCGCGCUCCACCUCAACGUCCCCGCCGCCCGCUCCACCGUCCGGAGCCGGGCUCUGGAGCGGGCCAAGUGGGUCCUCUACGGCAUAUUCGCGCCCGAGAUCGUGGUCGCGACGGCGGCGGCGCAGUACAUCGUGGCCCGGUGGUUGAAGCGGGAGAUCGAGAGGGACGCCGAUCACCGGCGCAAUAGCGAUGAUGGCAGCGGCAGCGCGGCGGAGAACGGGGGGCUUUCUAGGCAUACUUGGGACAUGACGCAAUGCUUUUACGCUGUCAUGGGCGGGUUCGUCGUCGAUCGGCCGGUCCCGGGGGAGGAGAGUAGUGUUCGGAGGGCCACGAUUACACCAGAGGGUAUCCGACUUCUUUCUUUCAUCGGGAAGUUGCCUGACAUCCACGAGUCACAGAUCCAGGACAAGAGCAAGGCGGACUGGAUGGCCAAGUCGCUCGUGUGCAUCCAGGCCGGGUGGAUGGUGGCACAGGUCAUUGGUCGGGUGAUUGAGGGAAUGCCGGUGUCGCUGCUCGAGAUCAACACGUGCGGGCAUGUCGCCUGCGCUGUUCUUUUGUACCUUCUUUGGUGGAGCAAGCCGCUGGAUGUCCUCGACCCCACGGUUCUCGGUGAUGGCCAUGAUGAUUUUCUGGCCCUGAUGACUGCGUGCUCGUCCAUCAGCGCGGUCGAUGGCGUCACCGAUAUACGCUGCUUCAUAUACCCACCUGCAGGGUUUGCAGAUGGAAACGACGCCGGAAACGUCGGAGAGAAGAGCAAAAGAGGGCUCGUCACAACGCACCUAUCCAUUGGCUCACCCGGCUCGAGGGACCCGUCAAGAUUUCUCGGCUUCGGGGUCAGCGACCUUCGACCAAGUGUGGCUCUGACGACUCAGGAGUACCGUAAGGGGAGAGUUCCCCGCACAGCGUACGAAUAUCACAUCGACCGAACCAAGCAGACCGUCGCAACCGAGUGCUUUGGAACGUACUUCACCCCGGCUUACGAAGGCCUCUCGUUGCGACAUAGUAAUGUUUACUGUCGCAGGGUCUUUCCGGAUGUUCAGAAGACAGCUGCGAGUCACAAGCCUAUAGACCCUACGUAUUUGGCGCAGAUCGCCAAAGCAGCGGACAGGCUGUGGUCUCAGUGCGUUAAUCGUCAGACGCAGAUGUACCACUCGUACUAUUUCACCACGGUCCCGACCAUUGGCGUCUUCCUCGGCGAGACGGACUACCUGGUGCCUCACAUUGUCAACUUCCCGUCCAUGACGAAUCUCGGACUUGGGCAGGUCAACGUCCACCGCGACGCCCUGCGGUCCGUCUUGGCCAUGACGGCGGCGGCUUACGGUGGCCUCCACCUCUCAGGCUGGGUCGAUCAUUUCCCCACGCGAGUAGAGCGCACGAUGUGGAUAGUCUCGUCUCUCAUCAUAGCGUGUUCAGGUGUGCUGCUCUGGAUCUUUUUUCUUGCCCGCCAGGUCUGGCCACGGUUCGACAUAUUUGUCUCGGGGGAGGCGCCAGGAGCUCGUUUGACGGGAUUCGUGAACCAAAAGCCGUGGUUGAAGAGGGCAAAGUUACGGAUAUUGGGUGCCGUGCUCGUUGUUUUUGCUGCGGCGAGGGUCUUCUUGGUCGUUGAGGCGUUCCUCAGUCUUCGAGACGCCCCCGAAGGAUUGUAUGAGACUCCGGAGCUGUCCAACUUCUUUCCUCAUUUCCAAUGA
Colletotrichum karsti is the source of this 3078-nucleotide messenger RNA. RefSeq lists its product as uncharacterized. The coding region runs from base 1 to 3078 and encodes 1025 amino acids. The record is from RefSeq and is a predicted model, not a curated record. Gene Ontology annotation, molecular function: iron ion binding; 2 iron, 2 sulfur cluster binding. Lineage: Eukaryota; Fungi; Ascomycota; Sordariomycetes; Glomerellales; Glomerellaceae. The transcript is spliced from 5 exons.